Molecule: messenger RNA, 1185 nt
Organism: Batrachochytrium dendrobatidis JAM81
Lineage: Eukaryota; Fungi; Chytridiomycota; Chytridiomycetes; Rhizophydiales
Exons: 4
Coding region: 17-1135 (372 amino acids)
Biological process (GO): mannosyl-inositol phosphorylceramide biosynthetic process
Molecular function (GO): mannosyltransferase activity
Source: RefSeq, a predicted model, not a curated record
AGAAUAUAGCCAUACCAUGGAUACUGAACAGCUUGUUUCAACUCGUCGUCGAACUAGCAUGGAUGACUCCAACGACACCACUCAUAACGAGGACACUUUGGGAACUCUUUUGAAUGAUAUCGACAAGGAAACAGGUGCUAAUGAAAGAACUCAUGAACCAGCUAAACCUGUUCGUUCACUUCUUUCAUAUCGCACAAAGCUUCUAUUAGGACUUUUAAGUUUACUGGUCAUCAUGUAUGUCGUCUUUUUUUUAUUCGACAUGCCACUGCAAAACUCGGUGAGCAUCUAUGAUGAUAGUGAGGGGUCUCGGAAUGCAUUGAAUAUGGCCACUUGUCUGUGGCAGCCUCAAACCCUGUCUAGAUUGGAGCCAAAAGCAUAUAUUCCCAUUCCACACAUCAUUCACCAGUCUUGGAAGACAAAAACAUUGCCUCUGAAAUUCCAAACCUGGCAAGAAUCAUGGAUUGAGAAUCACAAGGACUGGAAGUAUAUCUUAUGGACAGACGAGGAUAAUAUGAAACUAUGUGAGGAUCAUUUCCCUUGGAUGCUGGAACGCUUUAAAUCUUUUCCAAAAACCAUCAACCGUGCUGAUACAGCUAGAUACAUGUACAUGUAUUUGCACGGAGGGUUUUACGCAGAUUUGGAUAUGGAAUGUCUUAAACCGCACGAUCUUAUUGCUCGAAAAGGAGGAGUUGUUGUUCCACUCAUGUCUCGAGACUAUGCAUUUCAUGAUAAUAUUCCCAAUGCAUGGAUGGGAUCUGCACCUGGACAUCCAUUUUGGUUGCAUCUUUUGAGAAUGAUUAGAGAUCGUCCAAUUGAUGGACGAAUUGAGUCCAUGUCAGGUCCAACCAUCAUGUAUCAGGCUCUGAAAGAGUUUGAGCAAAAGUAUUACAAUGAAUCUAUGCCGCCCAUCACAUACAUGGCAAAAGAAUUGAUUUUACCGUAUGACUGGCAUGAUACCAAAGACUUGAUAUCUAUUUGCUCUGCUCAAAGGGACACAAUUGAUCCAGACUUAUGCAAAGAAAAGGUUGAUCCAGAACACAAGGCGUUUGCCAUUACAUAUUGGUCACAUUCAUGGGGUGAUGGAGAUGGUAAAAUAUCUACACCUUUCCGUCGAGAUAUAGGAGGGAAGCGUUAGAUGACAUCAAGAUAUCGAAAAGAUUAAAUAAAGACCAGUUGAAAAUACUA